AUGGAACUCAAGGCCAUCCUUGCCGGUCUCCUGGCGACCGCUCCUCUGGCUUCGGCGCAUCCCGGCCACGAGCGAGUCCACGCCCACGCUGCGAGGCCCCUGUUCGGUCGAGAUCUCAACCAUUGCAACAAGAGGUUCAAGGAGCCCGAUUUCCACAAGCGAUAUGUUGAGAAGAACGGCGAGGAGUUUUUGAGACUCCGCCGUUCUCUCGGCAUCGAGCCCUCGGACAGCCCCCCGAUCCAUAAGCGAGACUACCUCUCGGUCUCUCAAAUCGAUCACAAGCAGGACAAGACGGUGACGCUCGAUAUGGAGCCUGCUUCCCUCUUCGCCGAUGCGGGAGCUUGCAUUCUCAUGCCGUCUGUUGACCAGGGCCCUCUAUACGUUCUUGGCGAGGAGGUCCGAAAAGACAUCACUGAAGGCCAGGCCGGUCUUAAGAUGACCCUUGCCAUUCAAGUCGUUGAUGUCGAUACUUGCGAGCCGGUUCCCAAGGCGUAUCUCGACAUUUGGAGCUCGAAUUCCACUGGUACCUAUGUCGGUGUCCAGGGCUACCCCGGAAUGGGUGAUCCCAACGAUGCUGGCAUGCUGAAGGGCACCACUCUCCGUGGUCUUCAGCUUACUGAUGAAGACGGUAUCGCCACUUUCAACACCCUUAUGCCCGGUCACUACGAGGGCCGUGCUACCCAUAUUCAUACCAUCGUCUACCUCGACGCCGUGCUGCAGCCCAACAACACCAUCACCGGAGGCCGCGCCGCCCACAUCGGCCAACUCUACUUCGACCAGAGCCUCAUCGCUGAUGUUGAGGGCCUCACGCCCUACAACCAAAAUACCAUGCAAAUCCUCCCUAACACCCGCGACACCCUCUUCAUGAUGGGCGCCAACGGCGACGACCCAAUCCUGCGCUACGCCCUCGUCGGCGACAAGCUCGAGGACGGCCUCUACGCCUGGAUUCGCUACGGUGUCAGGACUAGCAACGCCCUCCGCGUCAACCCCGCGGCCUACUGGACCGAGAACGGAGGUGUGAUGAACCCUACUGGUCCCGUUGCCCUUUUGACUGGUGGUGGUGGCGGUUUCUUCGGCGGCGGCGGCGGCGGCGGCGGCGGCGGCUUCCCUGGAUUCCCUGGAUUCGGUGGUGGUGCUUUCCCGCGUAUGGUGAGGAGGCUUUUUGGCCGUGGUGACUUCCUCGUCAAGAGCAUCUCCGCCACUCUCGAGGAACGAAUCCCAUGCUUCAUGCCUCACCUUUAUGACGAACUGCAGUAA
Scedosporium apiospermum is the source of this 1257-nucleotide messenger RNA. RefSeq lists its product as uncharacterized. Lineage: Eukaryota; Fungi; Ascomycota; Sordariomycetes; Microascales; Microascaceae. The record is from RefSeq and is a predicted model, not a curated record. Bases 1 to 1257 code for a protein of 418 amino acids. The transcript is spliced from 6 exons. Gene Ontology annotation, molecular function: oxidoreductase activity, acting on single donors with incorporation of molecular oxygen, incorporation of two atoms of oxygen; ferric iron binding.